UGCUCGUUAUCCCAGUGGGACAGGGCAACUCCCAGCCACGUCUCCAAGCCAGCCCUGUGCCCCCUCCUCCUGCCUCCACCGUCUGAACUGCCUGGGCCGCAGACGUCUAUGGUGGAGCCUCUGGGGCCAGAUGUUAUAGGUCCCAGCUAAAAAUAACCAGGAGGGCCGGCCACCACCGGGAGUGGUGGUAGGGUGAGGGCAUGUGCUGGGCACCAGACGCAGGAUCCCAGCGACCUGGCCGAGUGUAGCUAAGAGCCUGGCAGACGGUGCACACUUCGGCUCCCCACUUCCAGCACUCACCCGGCCAGAGGGCCCCUCUUCCCUGAACAUGUGGGAGGAAAUGCCAUUUUCCGGCCGCAGGAGGGGCAGCGGCCGAAGGAAGGUCAUCUGGGCUCUGUGCUUCCUGCUGCUUCUCCUCGAAGCCGGCUCUGCCAAGAAUCUCUGGAAACGGGCAUUGCACACGAGGCUGGCAGAGAAGUCCCGCGCCGAGGAGGCGACCAGCCCCCGGCAGCCCCGCGCUGACCGCUGCCCGCCGCCGCCGCGCUCGCUGCCCCCAGGCGCCUGCCAGGCGGUGCGCUGCCAGGCCGACUCCGAGUGCCCGCGGCACCGGCGCUGCUGCUACAACGGCUGUGCCUACGCCUGCCUGGAGGCCGUGCCGCCCCCGCCAGUUUUAGACUGGCUAGUGCAGCCGAAACCUCGAUGGCUUGGCGGCAACGGCUGGCUUCUGGAUGGCCCUGAGGAGGUGUUGCAAGCCGAGGCCUGCAGCACCACAGAGGAUGGGGCAGAACCCCUCCUCUGCCCCUCGGGCUACGAGUGCCACAUCCUGAGCCCUGGGGAUGUGGCCGAGGGCAUCCCCAACCGCGGGCAGUGUGUCAAGCAGCGCCGGCAGGCAGAUGGGCAGUUCCUCCGACACAAAUUUUACAAAGAAUACCCAGAAGGAGAUUCUAAGAAUGUGGCGGAGCCUGGGAAAGGACCCCAGAGGCACUUUUCAUAAGGCAGCGGUGCCGCCAGUUGCGAGAACGUUCCUCCAUUCUUCUGCUAAGUCUUGGAAACAGUUGGAUAAAACAUGAUUUGACCCCUGGAGGUUAUGCCCAGCUUGACAGAGCAUGACCCCCAAAAUACUUAAGAGUACAGACAGCUGGCUUUCAAGACCAGCAUGCCCCGCCUG
Messenger RNA from Lontra canadensis (Northern American river otter), 1168 nucleotides. RefSeq names its product WAP four-disulfide core domain 1 (gene WFDC1). Gene Ontology annotation, biological process: regulation of cell growth. Gene Ontology annotation, cellular component: extracellular region. The coding region runs from base 329 to 994 and encodes 221 amino acids. NCBI's taxonomy places the organism in Eukaryota, Metazoa, Chordata, Mammalia, Carnivora, Mustelidae. The transcript has 7 exons. Gene Ontology annotation, molecular function: peptidase inhibitor activity. The record is from RefSeq and is a predicted model, not a curated record.